Messenger RNA from Sclerotinia sclerotiorum 1980 UF-70, 1242 nucleotides. RefSeq lists its product as hypothetical. Gene Ontology annotation, cellular component: cortical endoplasmic reticulum; cytosol; plasma membrane. Gene Ontology annotation, molecular function: phosphatidylinositol transfer activity. The coding region runs from base 1 to 1242 and encodes 413 amino acids. NCBI's taxonomy places the organism in Eukaryota, Fungi, Ascomycota, Leotiomycetes, Helotiales, Sclerotiniaceae. The record is from RefSeq and is a predicted model, not a curated record. Gene Ontology annotation, biological process: Golgi to plasma membrane protein transport; regulation of exocytosis. The transcript has 2 exons.
AUGAGUGCCGAGGUCGAUACAAACAUCCCGAAGGAGAAUGUCCCAGAGGAGGUUGUUGAAGCAAAAACUACAACUACAACUACAACCAUGGAGCCAGAACCAUUGAUCGUCGAGGACCUAAAAUCCACAACAAUAGAGUCAACACCGGUAAAGAUUGGAGAUCCAACGUCAAAUGAACAAAUAGCGCGUGAAGAACCAAAACCUACAAUUACGGAGCCAUCAACAACUAAAUCAGUGGCCGCAGAACCCACUACGGAACAACACCAAGAGACGGCCGUCAAGCUAGAAUCUGUUAAAGAAGCCGAUGCGGAAGCUGCCGCCAGAGUAGAAUCUACAGAAGAUGCCGAUGGGGAGAAAGCGCUCUCAACCUCCCAACCCUCAGUCUCGUUCGACAAGACUACUAAAACACAUGAUGGCUCCCCCUUGUCUAAAUUCUUCUCAGAAUUGCCGGAAAUCCUCAAAGUAGCUGGGCACAAUGAGAUGUGGGGCAUUAUACUUGAUCCAUCGGAAGAUCACGUUCAAACAAGUAUAGUACUCGAGAAAUUCUUGCGAGCGAACACAAAAGAUGUUACUAAAGCCAAAGCUCAAUUGACCGAGGCUCUAAAGUGGCGAAAGGCUAUGCAACCACAAAAGCUCUUGGUGGAUACUGAGUUUGAUAAAGUCAAGUUCGGUAAAUUGGGAUAUGUAACGUCCUAUCCUACUAGCGAAGGCGGCAAAGAAGUCAUCACAUGGAACAUCUACGGGGCAGUGAAGGAUACCAAGAAGACUUUCAGUGACGUGCCUGAAUUUCUGAGAUGGAGAGCAGCUCUUAUGGAACUGUCCAUCAGAGAGUUAGAUCUUGCCUCAGCAACAGAAAAGAUUCCCGAAAACGGUCCUGAUCCAUAUCGUAUGAUCCAGGUCCACGAUUAUCUCAAUGUCAGUUUCCUACGAAUGGACCCAGGUAUCCGUGCUGCAUCCAAAGAGACAAUCCAGACAUUCAGCAUGGCCUAUCCUGAGCUAUUGAAAGAAAAGUUCUUCGUAAAUGUUCCCAUGGUCAUGGGUUGGGUAUUCACAGCUAUGAAGAUCUUUUUGAGCGCCGACACGAUCAAAAAAUUCCAUCCUCUCAGCUAUGGUUCCGAUCUUGGUGCUGAAAUUCCUGGUAUUGCCGAGAAGUUGCCCAAGGAAUACGGAGGAAAGGGUGAAGAAUUGGAAAGUGGUUUUACAGUUAAAUACUCUGGGGAUGAUGUUCCAAAGUCUGACUAG